This is a messenger RNA of Salmo salar (Atlantic salmon), 2299 nucleotides long. NCBI's taxonomy places the organism in Eukaryota, Metazoa, Chordata, Actinopteri, Salmoniformes, Salmonidae. The record is from RefSeq and is a predicted model, not a curated record.
CUCUAGAAUACCUGAUUCCAGACCACGAGACUGAUGUACUUUGUGAAAAUCCAGGGUUUGGGUGCUGUGGUCAGUGGAAUUGCAGCGUGGACUCCAACAUACUCUUGACUGUCCUGAAACAAGAUGGCUGUUCUGGGCUGCUUUUAAACCUCUACAGGAUCAGUGUCCUGAAAUCUGGACAGCUGCUGCUCAAUAUGUGACUAGAAAGGCAUUCUAAACAACAGCCAACUUUCCGGGACAUCGACAUGUCUUAUAUCGUCAGAAAGCUUAAAUAUUUGUUAAUCUAACCGCAGUAUCUAAUUUACAGUAGCUAUUCCAGUGGGACAAAAUACCAUGCUAUUGUUUGGGGAUAGUGCACAACAACAAAACGCUUAUCAAUGCUACUUGUUUGAUACAUUCACCUCUGACAUAUUGGCUACACAACACGUCAAUUAGCCUAAUGAAGGUAAGCCGUCGUUAGGCACCAAUGAGACCAGCGGUGUCCACUUGAUUGACAGUCUUGGUUCAAGGACCACAUAUCAUUUUGAAACCGAUCUAGCUAGAUAGCCAAUGAGCUGGGCUUUCCAGCAGCAUGUGAACGCCUUUUGUACUACAAACAACCAUCAUGCUAGAGCAGUGGGCAACAGUGUUCAUUCGCUGGUGAAAGCAAACAGGACUCACGGUAGUUAAUGAUACGCAGUGGUUCGUUCUCUUCUACAAACUUUUGUCAAAACUAAAAAAAGAAAACAUGGCUACUACUAGUGGAAAAGCUACAUCCAAGUUUACACAUUUGGAUGAGAACAUUGCAGAAAUGGACUGGGAGAGUGACAUAGAACUGAUGGAUGAGGACUCCAUGAGUGAGUACAGUUUUGAUUCCAGUGAGGAAGAAAUGUUUUUGGAAGGAGAAGAUCCACUUUUAGAUCAAUGUAGAGACUCUGAUGACCUGUGGGAGCCACCUCCAAAGAAACCACAUUCAAGUCCAUCCCACACUGAUUCAAACAUAGGAAGUGGUUCCUCCAGUCUGACCCCUGCUGCUGUCUCUGGCUCCACACCCACCCGUCCAUCUAGAGGUGUUAUGAGUCCAGACCAGAAGCGGAGGAGGGCCAGUGUACCAGCGGCAACUUCAACCGAGGGAGAGGACCGUUGGCGCACUGUGCUAGAGGAUGAUGUGGAGCCACUUCCACCAACAUUUAGACCUAAAAGGCAGCCAGGACCUCAGCUGGACAUGACUGGAAAGUACAGCCCCCUUCAUCUUUUCCAGCUGUUUUUCUCCUUGUCAGUUCUUCGUUUGCUUGUGUCUAACACCAACAAGUAUGGGGCUAAGAAGCAAGCAGGCAAGAAAAAGGCAUGGAAGCCCAUUUCCAUCCAAGAAUUAUACUGUUACAUCUCACUGGUCAUUUAUAUGGGCGUUGUGAAGUUGAAAACCCUGAAGGACUACUGGAGAAGCUCAAGACUCUACCAACUGCCUUUCCCCACAACUAUCAUGUCUUGUAAGAGGUUUCUGACUGUCUCGCGGGCGCUUCAUAUCAGUGACCCACAAGCUGACGACAACAAUGACAAGAAGAAGGGGACAGCAAGCUUUGAUAGGCUCUGCAAAAUCAAACCUCUCUACUCCAGCAUUGUUGAGGCCUGCAAGACCCAUUUUCAGCCUGCCCAGAACCUGUCCAUAGAUGAGAGAAUGGUAGCCUCAAAGGCCAGAAUUGGCAUCAAACAAUAUAUGCCUAACAAGCCAACAAGAUGGGGUUACAAACUGUUUGUUUUGGCAGUUCUGCACCUGAGGAAGCUGAAUGUAUGGUCUUGUGGAACCAUUCGUCCCAACGGAGUGGGUUUUCCCAAAACAAAAGUAAACGACAUGCCUAAGAGGGCUGAAAGGGGUACCAUGAGAUGGAUUCGUAAAGAUGACCUGCUCUUUGUAAAGUGGAUGGAUGCCAGAGAGGUGGUCAUGUGCUCCAGUAUCCACAAAUCGUACAGUGGCGAUCACAUCGGCAGGCGUGCGAAGGACGCUAAUGGGACAUGGACCAAGAAAGCUGUCCCCGUUCCAGCUGCUGUAAAGGAUUACAAUAAGAGCAUGGGAGGUGUGGACCUGUCUGAUGCUCUCAUAGGCUACUACAAUGUUCUCCACAAGACAAUGAAAUGGUACAAGACAUUGUUCUAUCACUUCAUCGACAUUGCUGUGGUGAAUGCAUUCAUCCUCCAGAAGGAAAUGGCUAGGAUCUGUGGAAAGACCCCCAUGACACAGCUAGCCUUCAGAGAGCUGCUCAUCCAGGAGCUUGCUGACUACGUGAUGUUCACCUUCCAAAAUACAUCACUGCAGACCUGA